AACGAUGACGAAUGCGAUCCAUUAACACUGUUCCGGGACCCGUUCAAAAUGGACAUCAAAUAGCGGAGGCAGGCUUCCCAAUCGACCCUUCCUUCCCCGCUUCUUUCGUCCUUCUGUUCUUCGUCUUCGGUGGCAAUCACUAGCCCCGAUCUGAUCCUCGAUCAUCAGCGACAGCAUUCGAUCUCCAUUGCACGGAGAGAGACAGAUAAUGGAGAACUUGAUUUCUUUGGUGAACAACAUCCAGAGGGCUUGCACCGCCCUCGGGGAUCACGGGGAGGAGAGCUCCUUGCCGACCUUGUGGGACUCGCUGCCGGCGAUCGCUGUCGUAGGAGGGCAGAGCUCAGGUAAGUCUUCAGUAUUGGAGAGCGUAGUUGGAAAAGACUUUUUGCCAAGGGGUUCAGGAAUUGUUACUCGUCGCCCUCUUGUUUUGCAACUUCAUAAAAUUGAUGAAGGAAGAGAGUAUGCAGAGUUUAUGCAUCUUCCAAAGAAAAGGUUCACAGACUUUGCUCAAGUUCGGAAGGAAAUUGAAGAUGAAACAGAUAGAGAAACAGGGCGAUCAAAGGCAAUCUCCUCCGUUCCAAUUCAUCUUAGUAUAUCUUCUCCUAAUGUUGUAAACUUGACACUUGUUGAUCUUCCUGGACUGACAAAGGUAGCAGUUGAUGGUCAACCUGAGAGUAUUGUGGCUGAUAUUGAGAAUAUGGUUCGUGCAUAUAUCGAGAAGCCUAAUUCAAUAAUUCUUGCAAUUUCUCCAGCCAAUCAGGAUCUGGCUACAUCUGAUGCAAUUAAGAUAUCUCGUGAAGUGGAUCCUAAGGGGGAGAGGACAUUUGGUGUGCUUACUAAAAUUGAUCUUAUGGACAAGGGCACUGAUGCAGUUGAUAUAUUGGAAGGAAAGUCAUACAAGAUGCAAUUUCCAUGGAUUGGUGUUGUUAAUCGAUCACAAGCUGAUAUUAACAAGAAUGUUGACAUGAUUGCUGCCAGGCAUAGAGAACGUGAGUACUUUGCCAAUACACCAGAAUACAAGCAUCUUGCUCAUAGAAUGGGCUCAGAGCAUUUGGCUAAAAUGCUUUCAAAGCAUUUGGAACAAGUUAUCAAGUCUCGGAUUCCGGGCAUCCAAUCUCUUAUAAGUAAAACCAUAACUGAGCUUGAAAUGGAACUCGGCCGUCUGGGGAAACCUAUUGCUGUUGAUACUGGUGGAAAAUUGUACUCAAUCAUGGAAAUUUGUCGUACUUUUGAUUCAAUCUACAAGGAACACCUUGAUGGCGUGCGUCCUGGUGGUGAGAAGAUCCAUAAUGUCUUUGACAGUCAACUACCAGCUGCUCUAAAAAGGUUACAGUUUGACAAGCAUCUGUCAAUGGAGAAUGUAAGAAAAAUCAUCACUGAGGCUGAUGGAUACCAGCCUCACUUGAUAGCUCCUGAGCAAGGUUAUCGUCGCCUUAUUGAAUCUUCACUAAUUUCAAUAAGAGGCCCAGCAGAAUCAACUGUUGAUGCGGUCCAUUCUAUAUUGAAGGACCUAGCCCACAAGGCUAUCAGCGAAACCUUGGAAUUAAAACAAUACCCUACUUUGAGAGCUGAGGUCGGGAAUGCGGCCGUUGAGUCCUUGGAGAGAAUGAGGGAAGAAAGCAAGAAAGCAACUCUAAAGCUGGUAGACAUGGAAUGCAGUUAUUUAACUGUAGAUUUCUUCAGGAAGCUUCCUCAGGAUGUUGAGAAGGGUGGAAAUCCAACACACUCCCUUUUUGAUAGAUACAAUGAUUCAUACCUCAGACGUGUAGGAUCUACUGUUCUGGCUUAUGUGAAUAUGGUAUGUGCAAGCUUGCGGAAUUCGAUACCUAAAUCUAUUGUUUACUGCCAAGUACGUGAGGCUAAGCGCUCCUUGCUCGAUCUUUUCUUUACUGAUAUAGGAAAAAGAGAGGGAAAGCAGCUAGGAAAGUUACUGGAUGAAGACCCUGCAAUUAUGGAACGUAGAAUUUCACUUGCAAAGAGAUUAGAGCUAUAUAGAAGUGCCCAAGCGGAGAUUGACACUGUCGCAUGGGCCAAGUAGCGCUUGCCAUAUCAUCUUGCCUUUUACUUUUAUUCCAGAUUUUCUCCCUCGCUCAAGGUGUUAUUUUUUUUUUCCAUUAUUGUUCGUUCGUUCGUUCGUUCAUUCAUUCAUUCAUAACUGCUUCUACGUAGUUAAACUACGUCUUUAUUUAUCCUAUUAGUUCAUUGAACAAAGCCACUCUGCAUGCCCUAAUGCAAUCGAUGUAUUUAGUAUCAUCUUAAAAAAAUAAUAAUAAAUUGAAUUAGUCGAUAGAUUCCA
Molecule: messenger RNA, 2296 nt
Organism: Zingiber officinale
Lineage: Eukaryota; Viridiplantae; Streptophyta; Magnoliopsida; Zingiberales; Zingiberaceae
Product: dynamin-related protein 5A-like
Exons: 16
Coding region: 209-2038 (609 amino acids)
Cellular component (GO): cytoplasm; membrane; microtubule
Molecular function (GO): GTPase activity; GTP binding; microtubule binding
Source: RefSeq, a predicted model, not a curated record